This is a messenger RNA of Peronospora matthiolae, 441 nucleotides long. The record is from the annotation of a GenBank genome assembly. Lineage: Eukaryota; Oomycota; Peronosporomycetes; Peronosporales; Peronosporaceae.
AUGAGGGUAUUUUUUUUAUUUCUGUCCUUGGCACUGGGGGUCUCAUCGGAAGAGAGUGCAGUGGAGUGGGUAGGACUCGGAGAUCUGCUCCAUGUGGUGGGUCUUGCGCUUCGUGUUGUUCCACAUGCACCGCGUGAGUGGGACACUGCGACCAGCAACGGUCGUCGAGAGAGCUCGUUGGCUGUCCAUCUCUCUGGGGAUCUUGACGGGUGGGACAACCACCUUUUUCAUGUGGCUCAGACUGAACCGCGUGAGUUUCACCUUUGUGCGUCCGCAGGAUCUUGUCUUUCAGCUGCUGGGCCUCUUCCGGCAGCACCACCGAGUACACUGGUUGCUCCGGGUGGUGGUGGUGGUGGUGGUGGUGGCGGUGGCGACGUGAGCCGUGCUUGCCAGCAGGUUGCAGCCCCUCACGGGGUUUCGUCAAUUGCUCCCGCACAUUAG